This is a messenger RNA of Cladocopium goreaui, 3234 nucleotides long. The record is from the annotation of a GenBank genome assembly. Lineage: Eukaryota; Dinophyceae; Suessiales; Symbiodiniaceae.
AUGUGGCGGGCCCGGGCCCUGCGCGCCCUGCACGCCCUGCGGCCUGGCCUUCUGCCGUUGGGAGGCCGCGGUUACUCCGGGGUCUCCCGGGUGAGCCAGGUGGAAGCCUCCUGCAACACCCCUGCGGCUCUGGCGGCGGUGCUGCUGCUGCCCAUGGGUUUUUGGUAUUGGAGGCAGCCAGCAGAGUUGCCAAUGCCCAAGGCAUUGCAGGCCAGUGGUGCCACCAUCCACCCAUCUCUGCGGAAAAGCUUCACCGCGGCCGGUGCCGGCCUCGUGGUGCGCCGUGCGGUGCUGCAAGGGCAAUGCCUCCUGCGGGUCGGGGCACCGAGGGCAAAGAAGCACGGCCCUAAGGUCAGCCUGCAAGACCUUCUACAAGCGCCAUCGCUGGAACCAGACGUCGCUCUUUGCACCUUGUUGGCGGAGGCUCGGCGCUGUGCGGAACAAGGCAAUGAUUUGAUCGGAAUGCGUGACUAUCUGCUGGCUUUGCCGCGGGCAUUCCCCAGUUUGCCAUGGUUUCUUCACGAAGAGGACGCAGCGGCAGAGUUGAGGGGCACCGCUUUGCAGCCUUGUUUGCAGGCGCUCGCCAACAAGGAGGAGGAGAACCGGCAGGCGGUGUUGAACCUCCUUGGGGAUCGCCUGCAAGCGCCCUGGAGUUUGGAACGCUGGCGUUGGGCAAGGGCCACUUUGAUGACAAGGGCUGGGGUCUAUGGUCUGGACGAGGAUGGCAGUAUUGGUAUUGUGCCACUGGUGGAUUUUGCCAACUGCUCGGCGGAUCCCACUGCCGCUUGCUGCAUCAACGGGGAUUUCAUUGAACUCGUUACAGUACGACCUCUGGAGGCGGGUGAAGAAGUGACCAUCAGUUAUGGGCAGCAAAGUCAGGAGCAGCAGCUCUUCACUUUUGGAUUUUUCUUGGACAACUCUCCGCAAGAGAUCAUGACCCCACUGGCCAUGAUGGUGGAGGAUGACGGGCACGACAACAGGCUGCGACAGGCAUUGCUAAGGUUGCUCUUCUUGGAACGUUCAGAAGCGGCCGCAACUGUACAAGAAAUGCCCCCCUUCGCGAUGCUACGGAAGAAGGGGCAGGUCCUGGACCUAGGGGAGCUCUAUGCCACGGCGCAGCUUCUGGAGAUGUCGCAGGAGGAACUAGGCGAAGUGGCAGAAAAAUGGAGGGACACGGCCAGGAAUCCUGCGGACCACAGGCUGACCUUACCCCCUCCGUCACCAGCAGCACUGAAACGUUUGAAGGCUCUUCUCCGCGACUGGCAUCAAGAGCUAGCUGCAGAAGCUCCACCGUCGAAAAACCAUCAAUUCCUGCGCAAGUACCGCCGGAGCUGUGCGCUCUUCGUGGCGGAGGCUUUGAAACAGGUCGAAGACAAGGUUUCUCAUGCCCAGCCCCGGAAGUUAGGAGCUGGCCAGUUCUUUGGGUGCACCGUUGUCGCUGUAAAAAAGAAACGACAAAAGGCCGCGGAGAAGGAAGUGAUGGACCCCAAUGAUGUGCUCCUGUUGAGAUUAGUGAACUUGGGGUCUACUCGACCCGGAUGGGUUCAUGAGCCGCCUCCAUGUGUCAUUGGCCAUAGCGCCAGUCAAGCUGCGCCUCAGGCGGGAUUGAAGGGAUCCAAGCGGUGGCUGCCGAGCGCAGGUUUCGCUCUCCUUGGCGCCCUGCGUCCGAAAGAAGGGUGGCGGCAACGCCGGAAGGGCCGACCUAGUAAAGCCGAGGAGCCGCGCUGGGAUCCCUCGGCACCGGUCUGGAGCGAGGAGGACCUGGAAGAUGCAAUUGUGACACCUGGAGCUUGCCACAGCCACACGCUGGUGUAUUUGCACGCCUUUGGCCGCUGCGGCAAGGAAUACGUGCAACCAAUGGUGGAUCAGCUUUCGCCAGGCUUCUCAGUGCCUUGGCUGGGAGGAGCUCGCUGCAGCGGGUUGCGGGUGGUGCUCCCCACGGCGCCCAAAGAACGACAGCCUUGGGGACCACUGGAGACUACGUGGCAUGAGUGGCUGGGCAUGGUGAACUGGAUAUUCAACGGCCCAUUCUUUGGCGUUCCUCGGGCGCCAAACAUGCCGGCACCCAUACUGACGGAGGAUCAGGUUGAAGAAGCCAUCUUGGCCGUACAGCGGCAGCAGGAGGAGUCGUUGCAAUGCAUGGCCCUGCUGAGAGAGCAGCAUGAAAGGUGGCAAAAUUCUGUUGAGCAGUUGCUUGCCCAGAUUCGACCUGAAUAUACCGAAGUGGUAGCCGACUUGAAAGGAGAGAAGUCGAAGGCCCCAACGCAGUCGACGCCCCUGGAGAAAAGUUUGGAAACCAAGCCGCAAGUGACCAGGGAAAGGCCGGAAAUUUCACAGGAUGCGAUGUUGGCCAUUGAUAGCACUAUGAUGGAGGCCUUUCAGUUCCAAGAGAAGGGGCCUUUGAAGCGGGUGAUUGGCGAGAUUCUGAGCGAUGCCGCGGCCAAAAAGAUGUCCACCGCGGAGCUGAGCGGAUGGGAACUAUACCGACACCAAGUCAAGAAGAUGGUGGACUCCAAAUGGUUCGAAUGGACUGCCGGUGCUAUCAUUCUGCUGAAUAUGAUCACCAUAGGCUUAGAAACCGAGGUUUCCCUGCGCUCGGCCGAGGGGGUGAUGAUCUUCACAAAUUUGGAGCGUGUCUUUCUGGCGAUCUACACGCUGGAAUUAGUGGUGCGUUUCAUUGCCGGCGGGCGAGCCUCGAUUCGUGACCCUUGGUGGCUGCUGGAUUUCAUUCUCGUGGCUGUGGGCGUGGUGGCUUUGGUCAUCGCUCCAACGUUGGGUUCCAUCGCCCAACAGGACUUCGGUGGGAUGGAGAGCUUGCUCAUCAUGCGGGGCCUGCGCUUGCUACGUUUGGUCCGGGCCUUGCGGAUGAUCAGCUACUUCAAGGUGAUGUGGCGCUUGGUGUAUAGUUUGCUGACAGCUGGUGGCACCAUGCUAUCAACCUCAGUGCUCUUGCUGCUGGCACUCUUCAUCAGUGGUGUGAUUGCAGUGGAACUCAUCACCAAGGAUAGCGAUCUCAAGAUGAAUCCGAUCACCGGCCCCAUCGUUGAAAUUCAUUUCGCCAGCCUACCCACGCCCAUUCUGACUUUGGUCCAAUUCGUCACCCUGGAUUCCAUCGCUGCAGUCUACUUUCCACACCUCGGCUGGGAAGAUGGCGCUCAAAAACCGAUGGCUUAAAGCGGCCUUACCAUCUGGUUCUGACUAACAGUUUGCCAUGGAAAAUCCACCCAUUUUUAA